AUGUCUUCUGGUAAUGGUCAGAUCUAUUUAGAUGAGAAAUGGAAAUUAAAAGGAUCUAAGAGUACAAGGAACCACAAUUCAUCAUCAUCGAUGGCUUCUUCUUCUUCAAAUCAUCAUCAUCAUCAUAAUCUGAUGAGAAGUUCUUCUACAUCAUCAGCUAAUCAUUUAAUGAGGAAUUCAUCAACUUCAUCAACAUCACAUUUAAUUAGAAACGCAUCAACAUCGUCUUCAAGUACUAAUAAUCUAAUGAGGAAUUCAUCAAAGAGAAAUGGUGGGAAUCAUAAUAAAAGUGGAUUCUCAAGGAAAUGUUCUUCACUGGUUAAAGAACAGAGAGCUAAGUUUUAUAUUGUUAGACGCUGUGUUACUAUGUUAAUGUGCUGGCGUGAUUACAAUGAUUCUUAA
Molecule: messenger RNA, 402 nt
Organism: Papaver somniferum (opium poppy)
Lineage: Eukaryota; Viridiplantae; Streptophyta; Magnoliopsida; Ranunculales; Papaveraceae
Exons: 1
Coding region: 1-402 (133 amino acids)
Biological process (GO): negative regulation of cell population proliferation
Source: RefSeq, a predicted model, not a curated record